CCUACAGUUAUUGCGUCCGGUCGUCUUGCUACAGUGAGCUUUUUUGUUUUUGCAUUUCUUGUUUCUCACCUAAUUCUCGCUUUCAUCGACCCCAAAACACCAAACACAAUCUCAUGGCUCGCAAAUUCUUCGUCGGCGGCAACUGGAAAUGCAAUGGGACAACUGAGGAGGUUAAGAAGAUUGUUACCACGUUGAAUGAAGCUGAAGUUCCUUCUGAGGAUGCUGUGGAGGUUGUUGUGAGCCCUCCAUUUGUGUUUCUUACACUUGUGAAAAGUCUGCUGCGGUCCGAUUUCCAUGUUGCUGCCCAGAACUGUUGGGUUCGCAAAGGUGGUGCUUUUACUGGAGAAAUUAGUGCCGGGAUGCUUGUUAAUCUGGGCAUUCCAUGGGUUAUUAUUGGUCAUUCUGAGAGAAGGGCUCUUUUGAAUGAGUCCAAUGAGUUUGUUGGAGACAAAGUAAUGUAUGCACUUUCUCAAGGCUUGAAAGUGAUUGCUUGCAUUGGCGAGACUCUUGAACAGCGAGAAUCAGGCUCUACCAUGGCUGUUGUUGCAGCUCAAACCAAAGCAAUCGCUGAUAAAGUAACAAGUUGGGGUAAUGUUGUUUUGGCUUAUGAACCUGUUUGGGCCAUUGGUACAGGGAAGGUUGCAACCCCUGCUCAGGCUCAGGAAGUUCAUUGUGAAUUGAGGAAAUGGCUUCAUGAAAAUGUUGGUGCUGAAAUUGCUACAUCAACCAGAAUUAUAUAUGGAGGUUCUGUAAAUGGAGCAAACUGCAAGGAAUUGGCUGCACAACCAGAUGUGGAUGGCUUUUUGGUUGGUGGGGCAUCUCUAAAGCCUGAGUUCGUUGAUAUCAUCAAGUCUGCUACCGUGAAAAAGAAUUGAAGUUCACAGCCAUGAGUCGGAACAGCCUUCUUUGAAACUUUAACUUGUAGUUUUGGCCUUUCCUUAGAAUCUGAUAUCUGAAUUUUAUCAGUGCAAUAAGCCAAAUUUAACUUUGGUUUUGUGGAUUUGAGGCACAGAUCCUCAUUGUGGACUUUCAAAGGAUUUAUCUUUACAUUUUGGCUCCACCCUGACCGUCAUGGGAUGUGGUAAAUCUGGCAAUUCGAGCAUCCUAUAAUGUAUAAUGUAAAAUACUAUAUUCAUAUUAUAUUUUACACCAAAAUUAUCACAAUUUAUAUCAA
Messenger RNA from Durio zibethinus, 1174 nucleotides. Its product is annotated as triosephosphate isomerase, cytosolic. Gene Ontology annotation, molecular function: triose-phosphate isomerase activity. Lineage: Eukaryota; Viridiplantae; Streptophyta; Magnoliopsida; Malvales; Malvaceae. Gene Ontology annotation, biological process: glycerol catabolic process; glyceraldehyde-3-phosphate biosynthetic process; gluconeogenesis. Gene Ontology annotation, cellular component: cytosol. The record is from RefSeq and is a predicted model, not a curated record.